CGGAAGUCCGGGCGGGCGCAGAGCCGGAUGCGUUUUGCUACAGAGCCGUAAAGGCGCGCGGGAACAUGGGGUUGUAUGCCUCAGCUGCAGGCGUGCUGGCCGGCGUGGAGAACCGCCAGGGCUCCAUCAAGGGGCUGGUGUACUCCAGCAACUUCCAGAACGUGAAGCAGCUGUACGCGCUAGUGUGCGAAACGCAGCGCUACUCCGCCGUGCUGGAUGCCGUGAUCGCCAGCGCCGGCCUCCUCCGAGCGGAGAAGAAGCUGCGGCCGCACCUGGCCAAGGUGCUAGUGUAUGAGUUGUUGUUGGGAAAGGGCUUUCGAGGGGGUGGGGGCCGAUGGAAGGCUCUGUUGGGCCGCCACCAGGCGAGGCUCAAGGCUGAGUUGGCUCGGCUCAAGGUUCAUCGGGGUGUGAGCCGGAAUGAGGACCUGUUGGAAGUGGGAUCCAGGCCUGGUCCAGCCUCCCAGCUGCCUCGAUUUGUGCGUGUGAAUGCUCUCAAGACCUGCUCCAAUGAUGUAGUUGAUUAUUUCAAGAGACAAGGUUUCUCCUAUCAGGGUCGGGCUUCCAGCCUUGACGACUUACGAGCCCUCAAGGGGAAGCAUUUUCUCCUGGACCCCUUGAUGCCGGAGCUGCUGGUGUUUCCCGCCCAGACAGAUCUGCAUGAACACCCACUGUACCGGGCCGGACACCUCAUUCUGCAGGACAGGGCCAGCUGUCUCCCAGCCAUGCUGCUGGACCCCCCGCCAGGCUCCCAUGUCAUCGAUGCCUGUGCCGCCCCAGGCAAUAAGACCAGUCACUUGGCUGCUCUUCUGAAGAACCAAGGGCCCUUAGCUGCUCCACGCGUGCUCAGCUCACCCCCGCUUUGCCCUAGGAAGAUCUUUGCCUUUGACCUGGAUGCCAAGCGGCUGGCAUCCAUGGCCACGUUGCUGGCCCGGGCUGGCGUCUCCUGCUGUGAGCUGGCUGAAGAGGACUUCCUGGCGGUCUCCCCCUCAGACCCGCGCUACCGUGAGGUCCACUACAUCCUGCUGGAUCCUUCCUGCAGUGGCUCGGGUAUGCCGAACAGACAGCUGGAGGAGCCCGGGGCAGGACAACCGAGCCCGGCGCGUCUGCAUGCCCUGGCAGGGUUCCAGCAGCGAGCCCUGUGCCACGCGCUCACUUUCCCUUCCCUGCAGCGGCUUGUCUACUCCACGUGCUCCCUCUGCCAGGAGGAGAAUGAAGACGUGGUGCGAGAUGCGCUGCAUCAGAACCCCGGCGCCUUCAGGCUAGCUCCCGCCCUGCCUGCCUGGCCCCACCGAGGCCUGAGCACGUUCCCGGGUGCCGAGCACUGCCUCCGGGCCUCCCCUGAGACCACGCUCAGUGGUGGCUUCUUCGUUGCCGUAAUUGAACGGGUCAAGGCGCCAAGCUCAGCCUCACAGGCUGAAGCAUCAGCACCAGAAUGCACACCCAGCCCAGCCCCAAAGAGAAAGAAGAGACAGCAAAAAGCCGCAGCCGGUGCUUGCACACUGCCUUGCACAUAGCAGAGGCUCCGGGUUGACGACUUCCUGGUGGGAAAGGAAGACGCCUGUCCUCUCCAUGGAGAACCCUGGGCCCUCACCGCAGGCAGCACUUUGGGUUUUGAAAGGGUAUUGGGUCCCUUCCUCGGGCUGUGUUCUUGCUGGUGAGCAAAGUGUUGCCUGCAGAAAUAAAAAGCAGAACGUACUCUA
This is a messenger RNA of Symphalangus syndactylus (siamang), 1700 nucleotides long. It is a transcript of the gene NSUN5, whose product is annotated as NOP2/Sun RNA methyltransferase 5. NCBI's taxonomy places the organism in Eukaryota, Metazoa, Chordata, Mammalia, Primates, Hylobatidae. Gene Ontology annotation, cellular component: nucleolus. Gene Ontology annotation, molecular function: RNA methyltransferase activity. The record is from RefSeq and is a predicted model, not a curated record. Gene Ontology annotation, biological process: rRNA base methylation.